CAACCUUCAACUUAGCAGCAUACAGGGAGAAAGUCAUUUUUAAUUGUUUAUGUGUGAUAGAAUCGUGUAGGAAGUGACAUGGGAGAAAUUGCCGCGUGCAGUUGGUUUUCUUGGACAUUAUAUUGCAUCGGUUCCGUAACGGUGUUGUACUACCUGCUCAGGUGGUCGUGGCAGUGUUGGCAUGGAUUCAGAGUGUAUUUGAUGUCUGAGAUCUGGCAAACGGACCUGAAGUUAUAUGGGCAGUGGGCAGUUGUGACCGGGGCUACGUCAGGGAUUGGUCGAGCAUAUGCCGAAGAGCUUGCGAAACGAGGCUUAGAUGUUGUACUGAUCAGUCGCUCUGAGGAAAAGCUUCACGGUGUUGCCAAGGAAAUCGAGUCUCGGUUUAGGUGUCAGACUCGAAUGAUUCAGGCAGACUUCACUGAAGGUCAUUCCAUCUACUCGGCUAUUAAACAGCAGCUGGAGGGCCUGGAGAUCGGAAUUCUGGUAAACAAUGUAGGUAUGAACUAUACUGGAAUUCUGGCAAAUUUCCUAGAUGUUCCAGACCCAGACCAGAGAAUCACACAGGUGAUAAAUUGUAACAUACUCUCUGUCACUCAGAUGAGCAGACUCAUUUUGCCAUGCAUGGUUGAAAGAGGAAAAGGUCUCAUUAUAAACAUAUCAUCAGAGGCCGCCUCUCAACCCCAGCCAAUGCUGUCUAUAUAUUCUGCUACUAAGGUGUUUGUAACAUAUUUCUCUCGCUGUCUGAAUGCAGAAUACAGAUCGCGAGGAAUCAUUGUGCAGUGUGUAGCCCCAUUUGUGGUCUCUACUAAUAUGACUCAUAAUGUUCCUGUGAAUCCUCUGGUGAAAAGUCCUGCUUCAUUUGCUAGAGAUGCUCUGAACACUGUUGGAUACUCAACAUACACAAGUGGAUGUUUAACUCAUGCACUACAGCACAUUGCUCUGUCCAUCAUUUUUCCUGACUGGCUUCGUCUCUCUUCUUUCUGUGUGCAGCGCAUGGCAAAAUUUGCUAACAAAAUCGAACCAGAAAUUACGAAAAGAAUAAACAACAAACAGGACUGACCGAAUCAAACACACACACACAGUGGUUUACAAAGUAAAAGCUGGUUAGGAUUGUAGGAUUGCAGACAAAUACAAACAUUUAUAUUAGUGAUGCACCGAUGUAUCGGCCGCCGAUAUUUAUCAGCCGAUUUUAGAUGAAUUUGAAACCAUCAGCAUAUCGUCAAUAGCACAAGAAAGGCCGAUACCGAUUGUUUAUUAAUUAACUGCAUAAAGAAAUCCAUUAUAUGUAAAAAAUUAGUUAAUGUUGUUAAUAAAAUAAAUGCUGAAUAGCAAAAACCACCUUUGAAGGUUGUCAUGCUGUCUUAUUAUAUUUUUUUAGCUUAAUUUGUGCCUCUUUUAUUAUGUUGGUCAGUUGAAUGUUAAUUAGAUCCAAUCCAUGUUCAGUAAAAAUAAUUUGAUGCAGAAAUAAACUAGCUAAUAGACCAACUGUAUAGUGUUGUAUACAAGUGUUUAAUAUCGGCAUCGGUAUCGGCCAGAAGUUGUGGGUUUAAAUCGGUAUCGGCCAAAAAAAUCCUAUCGGUGCAUCCCUAAUUUAUAUAUUUUUAUAUUACCAUAUAAAUGGCACCCACUUAAUUUCUUGCUACAAAUUUGUAUUCUUGUUUUUCUGCAUCCAAAUCUAAAAACCCCAUUUACAUUGUAUGACAUGUUUUCACUUUAAUUUAUCAGAGUAAACAUGCAUUCUCUAUUAAUGUACAUAAUAUACAGUAUAUUUAUAGCACUGUACUGUAAAGGCGGGGUGCAUGAUCUCUGAAAGCCAAUGUUGAUAUUUGAAAUCACACAAUAGAUUCUGGACCUUCUUUUGAUAGACCCGCCCCACACACAUACCCAGGCAAUGAUGUCGGUUAGUAGACACGCCCCUUACUGCUGAUUGGCUACAAGCGUGUUUUGGUACUCGGCCCGACAAAAUCAUGCACCCCGCCUUUAAUUAGUGUCCCUGGCAUUCCUGAAAAUGAAAUCAAGUUAAAGUGCUUUGUAGCCUUGGGUGUCACUACACACCUUUCCCUAAAUCGGCUUUGGUGACAUUCAAAGUAACGU
Molecule: messenger RNA, 2094 nt
Organism: Paramisgurnus dabryanus
Lineage: Eukaryota; Metazoa; Chordata; Actinopteri; Cypriniformes; Cobitidae
Source: RefSeq, a predicted model, not a curated record